AUGGACAAAUUGCGUCCUACGAUGCGAAGAAGGCUGUACAGCCUACCACAGCAUAUAGGUCCCAAAUCGAGCAUCAUGGACGAGGAGGAUGAUAACGAGGAGGAUACUCGCAGCAAAAGCAUUAAGAUGAAGGCAAUGUCGUUGCCCCCAGGAGGGGGAGGCGGCCGAGGACAUAAUAAUAAUGACAGUAAGCAAGGGGAGCCGAACCAGGGAGAGGUAGAAACAGCCGUGAACAUGAAAUGCAACACGAACGGGGAUUGCAGGAUGACCCAAGGAAGUCAGUCUUCCAUCAACAGGGGCGAGGAGAAGAAGCCCGAGAUGGAAGGAGGGGAUUCCUCCCAGAACGAAGAUAAGAAAGAAACCAAAGUGGCUUUCUCUGCCACACCGAGCAGGAAAUCGUCCCAGCUUCAGCAGCAGGAGAGGAAUUCCGUGAGCUUCCUGAAAUCGGAAGGCGCCGAGCAGAUCCUGGCCGAGGAUGGGGAGCAGAGCGGCAGUCAGGCCAGCUUCAUGCAGAGGCAGUUCGGGGCCAUGCUUCAGCCGGGGGUUAACAAGUUUUCCCUGCGAAUGUUUGGCAGCCAGAAGGCUGUGGAAAGGGAACAGGAGAGAGUGAAAUCGGCUGGAGCAUGGAUUAUCCAUCCUUACAGUGACUUUCGGUUUUACUGGGAUUUCACAAUGUUGUUGUUUAUGGUUGGAAAUCUCAUAAUUAUCCCAGUAGGAAUCACUUUUUUCAAGGAAGAAACCACAACUCCUUGGAUUAUCUUUAAUGUCGUGUCUGACACUUUCUUCCUUAUGGAUUUAGUCUUAAACUUCAGGACUGGAAUUGUUAUAGAAGAUAACACUGAGAUCAUACUGGAUCCACAGAAAAUUAAGAAGACAUAUUUAAAAAGUUGGUUUAUUGUAGACUUUAUCUCCUCAAUUCCCGUGGAUUAUAUAUUUUUGAUAGUAGAAAAAGGAAUCGAUUCAGAAGUUUAUAAAACUGCCAGAGCUCUACGGAUUGUACGUUUUACAAAAAUUCUCAGCCUUUUACGAUUACUGAGACUCUCAAGGCUGAUUAGGUAUAUCCACCAAUGGGAAGAGAUCUUCCACAUGACUUAUGACCUUGCCAGUGCAGUGAUGAGAAUAUUUAAUCUUAUUGGAAUGAUGCUUCUCCUGUGCCACUGGGAUGGAUGCCUGCAGUUUCUUGUGCCAUUGCUUCAAGACUUUCCAAAUGAUUGCUGGGUGUCUUUAAAUAAUAUGGUGAAUGAUUCCUGGAGUGAGCUCUAUUCCUUUGCGCUGUUCAAAGCAAUGAGCCACAUGCUCUGCAUAGGGUAUGGCCGUCAAGCUCCAGAAAGCAUGUCUGACAUCUGGCUAACAAUGCUCAGCAUGAUAGUGGGUGCCACCUGCUACGCCAUGUUUAUUGGUCACGCGACUGCACUGAUCCAGUCCUUGGAUUCAUCGCGUCGUCAGUACCAAGAAAAGUACAAGCAAGUGGAGCAGUACAUGUCUUUUCACAAGUUACCUGCUGACUUCCGGCAAAAGAUUCAUGACUAUUAUGAACAUCGAUACCAGGGGAAAAUGUUUGAUGAAGAUAACAUACUGGGGGAGCUAAAUGAACCACUCAGAGAAGAAAUAGUGAACUUCAACUGCAGGAAACUGGUGGCCUCUAUGCCGCUCUUUGCCAACGCAGAUCCGAUUUUUGUGACAGCAAUGCUGACCAAAUUGAAGUUUGAAGUGUUCCAGCCCGGAGAUUACAUAAUCCGCGAGGGGACGAUUGGAAAAAAGAUGUACUUUAUCCAACAUGGGGUGGUCAGUGUCCACACAAAGGGCAACAAGGAAAUGAAAUUGUCAGAUGGUUCAUAUUUUGGAGAAAUCUGUUUGUUGACAAGAGGCAGGCGAACUGCCAGUGUACGGGCUGAUACCUAUUGUCGUUUGUAUUCUCUCUCGGUGGAUCAUUUUAAUGAGGUGUUAGAAGAAUACCCAAUGAUGCGACGAGCCUUUGAGACUGUUGCCAUCGAUAGACUGGAUAGAAUAGGAAAGAAAAACUCUCUUUUGCUGCACAAAGUCCAGCAUGAUUUAAACUCUGGUGUCUUCAACAACCGCGAGAAUGAGAUUAUACAGGAGAUUGUGAAGUAUGAUAGAGAGAUGGUUCAGCAAGUGGAACUUCAAAGGCCUCUCGCCAUGUCUCACACUCCUCCAUUUCAUGGAGGGCCCAUGUUCAAUUCUCAAGGUCAACUUACUAACAAUUCGGCAAUUGCUACUCUCCAGCAGGCUGUAGCUAUGAGCUUCUGUCCUCCAUCUACAGGGCUUUUCAUUGGGUCUGUAGGUGUGCAAUCACCCAGGACAGUUAGACGGUUGCAGCCUGUUCAGAGUGCAGCAAGCCCACUUUCAGUGUCCCCUGGUCAACAGCCGCAGACACAGCAACAAGUGGCUUCUAUUUCACCAUGUCCUUAUCCUUCUGCUGUCUCCAGUCCUCCAAACCAAAGUCCAUUAACAAAUCGAACUUUCCAAUAUGGAUCACAGAUACAAUCAGGCUCACAGCUAUCACUAACACAGCAAACAGCACCCAGCCCAACUCAACGUCCUGCUGCUCAUAAGAGUACACAAGCGUUGCACACAGGCAGUUUAUCUCAAGAGGCAAGACCGCUGUCAGCUUCGCAACCCUCACUGCCUCAUAAUAUUUCCCAGACAAUAACCUCAAGUCCACCGCAAUCAACCAGAGAAUCAACAUCAUCAAUGGGAGGUCAGAUAUCUGUGCAACCAACCACAGGAGGUCUCCAAGGAUCAGUCCGAGGACCCGUCCCACCAAGAAUGGCCCUGACCCACCAAAUGUCCACAGGUGCAAUAUUCCAACCGUCGGGGAUGGCCGGUGCACAACAGGACUCCAGUGUUCCCAAGAAAGAUUCGGUUGUAUGUGUUACAGAUACGGACACAGGCAAAUCAAGGCUUUCGUCCAACUUGUGAUAUUUGAGGCACCAUGCUUUUUUAGUGGUAAAUAAGAGGUUUAUAGUUCAAGAAGAAUUCAAAGGUAGUUGUGUGAUCCAGAAAAGAAUUGCUGCUGGUUACUGCACAUACUAAACUAAUUGCACACUCCACACCUUACUCCUAUCAUAUAGAAACUCCAAGUUUGUGCAAGUAUUUCACAGUCAACUAUAUGACAAAUGAAUAUGUACAUAAGCUCAGAGUUCUUUGAUAUAGUUUCUAGCUUUCAUUUCUUUGAACAAUUUGUCUGUGUUAGAUGUAUUAGUGUUUUUUUUUCAGAAAAAAGUCUUAUUAUGGUAUUUGGUGUCACAGUGUUGCUAACUUAUGUACUGUUGUAAAAUUAGGCAUCAGUAGUUACCCCGAUACAUUUUAAUGUCUUAGGUAAUUGUUGCUGCACCAUAAAGCAGCAAAACAGACAGACUUUUUUUGAGAUGUCUAUGCUAGAAAACAUUUUUUUAAUUUUAAUAUUAAAAAAAGGAGUUAUGGCUUUCCUUGUACGAUGUAGCAGAAACAGUCAA
Messenger RNA from Pristis pectinata (smalltooth sawfish), 3476 nucleotides. RefSeq names its product hyperpolarization activated cyclic nucleotide-gated potassium channel 2b (gene hcn2b). The transcript is spliced from 8 exons. Gene Ontology annotation, cellular component: membrane. Bases 1 to 2940 code for a protein of 979 amino acids. NCBI's taxonomy places the organism in Eukaryota, Metazoa, Chordata, Chondrichthyes, Rhinopristiformes, Pristidae. Gene Ontology annotation, biological process: transmembrane transport; potassium ion transport. Gene Ontology annotation, molecular function: voltage-gated potassium channel activity. The record is from RefSeq and is a predicted model, not a curated record.